UCUGCUCUCUGCACUCGACGGCCAUAUUGCUUGUGCACAAAGUUUUCUUCAAUAAACCUGGUGUCUGUCUGUCUCACGGUGAAUCGAAGAAGAAGAAGAAGAAGAAGAAGAAGAGAGAGAAUGGAAUCCCCAAAGACAAUAGAGCACGAAAUCGGAGGGGUGAAAAAUGAUGCACUUCGAUUUGGACUUCAUGGCGUAAAGAGCGACAUCGUUGGAUCUCAUCCCCUCGAAUCUGAAUAUCAAUCGACAAGGAUGAGGCAAGAGGAUAUGAAGAGGAAGAUCCUUGUGAACACUUACGGCUCGGCUUUUCCUUUGAGGAUGGAGCUCGAUCGCCAAAUUCUUUCCAGAUUUCAGAGGCCUGUAGGAGGGAUACCAUCUUCCAUGCUGGGAUUGGAGGCAAUGACAGGAGCUUUGGAGGACUUUGGUUUUGAAGAUUACCUUAAUGAUCCACGUGACUCUGAAACCUUCCGCCCAGAUGACCUGCAUCAUGGAAUGGAAGUUCGUCUUGGGCUGUCCAAGGGACCGAUCUGUCCCAGUUUCAUAUGAAGUGUCCAUCCUGAUAAAGGAAUUCAAGUCGCUUUUUCUUAUGCUGCUACAAUGAUCUUUGUUUUCCUUCAAAUGUAUUGUUGUUGAAUUGGGAUGCUUAAGACUUACGAAGAUGAAAAUUGCUGCUAAGGAUGUAUUGGAUUACUUAUCUCUGUUAGUGAUUUUGUUUUGAUCCUUAAUCAAUGCAGCAAAGGCCCUUGAAAUUUAUCUCCUAGUUGUUAUGGUCUGCUAAUUAAUUGGCUUGAUCCCAUAAAAUAAUCCUGAAAUCACUUUCUUUAGGAUGUUUUGCUGUGUUUUGCAGUGCUUGUUCAGGUGCCCGGUGUUUUUCUUAUAUAUGUAGUUUUUAGAAUGGG
This is a messenger RNA of Ilex paraguariensis (yerba mate), 899 nucleotides long. The record is from the annotation of a GenBank genome assembly. NCBI's taxonomy places the organism in Eukaryota, Viridiplantae, Streptophyta, Magnoliopsida, Aquifoliales, Aquifoliaceae.